This is a messenger RNA of Oryza brachyantha (malo sina), 1388 nucleotides long. RefSeq lists its product as uncharacterized. The coding region runs from base 95 to 1117 and encodes 340 amino acids. The transcript is spliced from 4 exons. Lineage: Eukaryota; Viridiplantae; Streptophyta; Magnoliopsida; Poales; Poaceae. The record is from RefSeq and is a predicted model, not a curated record.
GGCGCAAGAUCAGCCAUCCAAAUUCCCGAAGCCGCCUCGACUCCUCGAGCCCAAACCAAAACCCCUUCGGCCAUCGCCGGCCCGCCCGCCCGCCAUGCAGUUCCCCUUCGCCGCCGGCGAUUACCCCGCCGACCAGGUCGACCCCGACUACCUCUACUUCCUCCGCCACAUCCGCCCCGACGGUGACUCCUACACCCUCGAGCUCCCCUCAGAUGGCGUCUCCCCUCCUUCCCUCGUCAAGUACGAGGCCCCCGCCGACUGCAGCACCGACGACGGCGAGUGCGUCUCCGACCCCUCCCCCGGCCGCGCGAGCACCAACCGCCCGGCGGAGGAGAAGGAAUCGUCGGUGGAGAUGGACGCGGAGCCGGCCCCCUCCUGGAUCGACUCCCUCGUCGACAUCGACGAGGAUUACCGCCUCUUCCUCAAGCACACGCGCGUGGUGAAUGACAACAUGGUGCUCGAGAUUGACGGCGUCGUCGUCAACUAUCCGUGUGCCGCGUGCUCCGAGAGCAGCAGCGAGGUCGAGGAUGCGCGGGAGAAGGGGGAGAAAGAGGGAGCCAUCGACUCAGACGAGCCGGUGGUAAUUGUUCGUGACCCAAAAGUAUGCGACUGGGUGGCGGAGGGUGACGAAGAUGAGGGUCUGCUGAACGAGUCGGCCGUGCGAACAAUGGAGACUACGAAGAUGAAGACGAAUUCAAGUAAUGGCAAUGAUGCUGGCCCUUCCGUUCGCCCGAGGUUACAAGGUGUUAUAUGGCCAAUACAUAUCAACAGCCGACCAGACUCAGAUUUCAAGCGAAGGUUAUUGGAUGUUCUUAGCAAACCAGUUAGCCAAAAAGAAUAUAUCAAGCUGUUUGACAUGGCUUCUAUCCGUACGCCGUUAGUAAAAUUAAGGCAGGUGCGCAAUGAUGCAAAGUUCUACCGUACAGAGGAGAUGGGAUAUUCAUAUUUUGAUCAUUACCCAGAUCUCGUUGAACAAGUUUUACACACUAACUGUCCAAAUGGUUUAGCUCUGAUGCGUGGGUUUUUCUUCUGGUUGCAGAAUAAUGCUCAUGAAGAUCAAUUCAGGCCAUGGGUUGAUGUUUCUAAAGACCAUGAGGUUAUUCCUUUGAUCGAUUGAGAUUACACAUUCCAGCUGGUAAAAUCUAAUCCCAAAACUUCUCUUUGCGGGAAUGACUCUCUAAAGGUGACAUAAUGUUAUCAAUCAGAGAUUGUCUUGUGUCUAUAUGGAAUGUGGUGAAUAAAUAUAUUGCUCAUGAUCGAAAAGUAAUUCCCUAUUGGAACAUGCAGACAUCCUCUUUGCAAAGAAUUUAACAUUGAGUUUUGCCUGUGAGAUUGAGGGCUUGAUUCCAUGUUCUACUUGAUCUCACCAUCAUAAAGCAGUGGUGUUA